Molecule: messenger RNA, 1542 nt
Organism: Grammomys surdaster
Lineage: Eukaryota; Metazoa; Chordata; Mammalia; Rodentia; Muridae
Gene: Sstr2
Product: somatostatin receptor 2
Exons: 3
Coding region: 233-1273 (346 amino acids)
Biological process (GO): cellular response to estradiol stimulus; neuropeptide signaling pathway; cellular response to glucocorticoid stimulus
Cellular component (GO): membrane; neuron projection
Molecular function (GO): neuropeptide binding; somatostatin receptor activity
Source: RefSeq, a predicted model, not a curated record
AAGGAAGCUGGGAACCCGGAGCCACCGCCAAACGCCAAGCACCCGCUAAGCCUGCUGCGCUCCCGGACACCCGGCUGAGUAAAGGACAGCUUCUGGGUGCUGGAGAACACAAGAGAAGCGAGUGCUCGGGUAAAAGCAAGAUGUCACAAUAGACUCUUGGCCCCCAGAGCCCACCGAAGUGAGAGGAAGAUAUCUCUGGGCUGCUUGGUUCUAGAUGGACUGAAAAGCAGCCAUGGAGAUGACCGCCGAGCAGUCCAAUGGGAGCCAAGUAUGGAUACCUUCUCCAUUUGACCUCAACGGCUCACUGGGGCCAAGCAAUGGCUCCAACCAGACUGAGCCAUACUAUGACAUGACGAGCAACGCGGUCCUCACGUUCAUCUACUUCGUGGUGUGCGUCGUUGGGCUGUGCGGCAACACGCUUGUCAUUUACGUCAUCCUCCGCUAUGCCAAGAUGAAGACCAUCACCAACAUCUACAUCCUCAACCUGGCCAUCGCAGACGAACUCUUCAUGCUAGGGCUGCCCUUCUUGGCCAUGCAGGUGGCACUGGUCCACUGGCCUUUCGGCAAGGCCAUCUGCCGUGUGGUCAUGACUGUAGACGGCAUCAAUCAGUUCACCAGCAUCUUCUGCUUGACGGUCAUGAGCAUCGACCGUUACCUGGCCGUGGUCCACCCCAUUAAGUCAGCCAAAUGGAGGCGACCCCGGACAGCCAAAAUGAUCAAUGUGGCUGUGUGGGGUGUGUCUCUGCUUGUCAUUUUGCCCAUCAUGAUAUAUGCCGGCCUCCGGAGCAACCAGUGGGGGAGGAGCAGCUGUACCAUCAACUGGCCAGGUGAAUCCGGGGCAUGGUACACAGGUUUCAUUAUCUAUGCCUUCAUCCUGGGGUUCCUGGUACCCCUUACCAUCAUUUGUCUCUGCUACCUGUUCAUUAUCAUCAAGGUGAAGUCUUCUGGUAUUCGAGUGGGAUCAUCCAAGAGGAAAAAGUCAGAGAAAAAGGUGACCCGAAUGGUGUCCAUCGUGGUAGCUGUCUUCAUCUUCUGCUGGCUCCCCUUCUACAUCUUCAACGUCUCAUCCGUGUCUGUGGCCAUCAGUCCCACCCCGGCCCUGAAAGGCAUGUUUGACUUUGUGGUGAUCCUUACCUAUGCCAACAGCUGUGCCAACCCCAUCCUGUACGCCUUCUUGUCUGACAACUUCAAGAAGAGCUUCCAGAAUGUUCUUUGCUUGGUCAAGGCAGACAAUUCAAAAUCUGGAGAAGAAGACAUCAUUGCCUGGGUGUGACCCUGGUGGAAAGCAGCUGCCCGACAGAAACCGGAAAAACCAAAACUAAAUCAAAGUCCCGUGUGUAUGUGUGCUUACACGCUACGUAAUCUUGUGAUCUGAUAUUUACAUUUGUAUAUCCCCGCAACCCCGGUCUCUGCAGAGCCAGUACACACGUCUUGUGUUUGUAAACCCAAGUAGCUAGUUCGUAUGUGUCUAGUAUAGGUGAACAUUUACCACAACGCUGAACCUGAAGAGAAGGACUCGCCAUGUCAAAGUCAAUCUAAUCU